This is a messenger RNA of Anoplopoma fimbria (sablefish), 6997 nucleotides long. RefSeq names its product transmembrane protein 184a (gene tmem184a). NCBI's taxonomy places the organism in Eukaryota, Metazoa, Chordata, Actinopteri, Perciformes, Anoplopomatidae. The transcript is spliced from 10 exons. The record is from RefSeq and is a predicted model, not a curated record. Gene Ontology annotation, molecular function: transporter activity. Gene Ontology annotation, biological process: transport. Gene Ontology annotation, cellular component: early endosome membrane. The coding region runs from base 246 to 1490 and encodes 414 amino acids.
AGUUCACCUGUGCCCAACCUGUUUAUCUCCACUGCGCCUCCGACUCGUCACUUCAGGAACUAUUUAAAUCCUCGUCGUUUACACCGCAAAUCAGUCUUUUCUACAGAUUUCACACAGCAAACGCUCAGUUUUAUUUGCUUUGAGUUUGUUUUCUGUUCGUGAUUUAACUCGCAGAGUUUUGUGGACUUCGAUCCAGCCUGCCAUCUAAACGGGAUAAAGCUGAUUCCACCCUCCCCCGGGACAAGAUGAACAUUACUUUGAAGUCAAUGGAUCCAUCAACCGAAAAUAAUUCUAUUGUUCACCUGGCUGCACCAAUCCUCCCAGACAAGUCCCACAUCUCCAAUAUGACCAUUAUUCGAACAAGCAACGGGACAAUCAUCGAAGACCAGAUGUUUUUAAACACGCUGGCUGCACAGGCCCUCUCGGGGAUAUUCGUCUGGACCGCCUUGCUCAUAACAUGCCACCAGAUCUAUACUCACCUUCGAUCCUACACUGUCCCCAACGAGCAGCGCUACAUCAUCCGCAUCCUGUUUAUCGUGCCAGUUUAUGCCUUUGAUUCUUGGCUCAGCCUGCUCUUUAUCAGCAACGACCAGUACUAUGUCUACUUUGAUUCUGUUCGAGACUGCUACGAAGCGUUUGUCAUUUACAACUUCCUGAGCCUGUCCUUUGAGUAUCUGGGAGGAGAGAGUGGAAUCAUGUCAGAGAUCCGAGGGAAGCCCAUAGAGUCAAGUUGUCUGUAUGGUACUUGCUGUCUCGGUGGAAUGAGCUACUCCAUCGGCUUCUUAAGAUUCUGCAAACAGGCGACUCUCCAGUUCUGCGUUGUCAAACCCAUCAUGGCAGUCAUCACCAUCGUCCUGCAGGCCUUUGGCAAAUAUCAUGAUGGAGACUUUAACAUAAAUGGAGGAUACCUAUACAUCAGCAUCAUCUACAACUUCUCAGUCAGCCUGGCUCUCUACGCUCUCUUCCUCUUCUUCUUCGCAACAAGUGACCUGCUCAGGCCGUACGGACCAGUGCUGAAAUUCCUCACAAUCAAAUCUGUCAUCUUCUUAUCGUUCUGGCAAGGAAUGGUCCUCGCCAUCCUGGAGCGCUGCGGUGUCAUACCCAACGCGCUGUUCAUCGAUGGACAAGAGGUCGGCGCCGGCACCGUCGCAGCGGGCUGGCAGAACUUUAUCAUCUGCAUCGAAAUGUUCUUUGCUGCUAUUGCCCUCCGAUACGCCUUCACCUGCACCGUCUACCAGGAGAAAAAUAAUGAUGUGCCAGAAAACACCCCUCCUAUGCACAGCAUCUCCAGCGGUCUGAAGGAGACCAUGAACCCCGGAGACAUGGUCCAGGAUGCGAUCCACAACUUCUCCCCAGCCUACCAGCAGUACACCCAGCAGUCCACACAGGAGGUGGUCCAGCCCAGCACUAACGGAAAAGUGGCCGCAGGCAACAAGAGCUCCCGCAAGUCUGACAAAAUCAUGCUGAUCACCUCUGAUGAUGAGUUAUAGGCAUUUUUUCUUGCAAGAUCCAGGUGUUUGGGUCCUUGCCGCCCCUUUCUCUGACCCCCUGGGGAAACAGCUGUAUUGCACAUUGCACAGAGCUGGAUUGAAUCCAGGUGUUUAAUUUUUAUUAUCCCAGUAUUUAAUAUGGACUGCUUGCUUCUGUCCUGUUCUAAUUAAUAAUUUAAGCACCAAGAAGAGGAUAAAAUUAAUAGUAAUUUUUAAAAUUGAUAGCUCAAUGACCAGUGAACUGACCUGUCUUCACCUCGGUAGUAAUAAUCUCAGGAAAAUGACAUGUCACCUUCACGGUAUUGGAGACAUCUGGAGCUGUGCAUUUUUUUUUUUUUUUUUUUUUUUUUAAAUCAAGCUGCUGGAUGUUCAACAGCGUCCCUGAUCCUGAUUCUGUUUCUUUCAUUGUGUCAGUGCUCUUUCUCUGGCCGUCUGAAGUGCGUUCCCUCUGAUUCAUGUCAGUUUCAAAGAGGAAAUGAUUAAUAUGUGACUCCAGGAGCGAAGCAGGGAAGCCAGCGAUGGCUGGGAAUGACACUUUAUGGACCGUCUCUCGCAUCUGCUUGUUUGAAGAAUUUGCUGAGCAUUCCUCUGCAUGGUUUCCUGACAAAUGGAAAGAUUUGUUCGGAGACGCAUUCGUUUUGGAGCAGGCACUUCAAACUGCAGACGGUAGCACUUCGCAAUCCUUUGUAUUUACCGUAGCGUGGACAAAUUGGAUAAACCUGUCUCCUCCAAAGUGGGAGUUGUAUUCAUCUCAUUCAUUUUCCCAGCAUGUUAAAGAGUUUAAUUCAGUGCAACUAGACAGCCGUUCAACUGACGCUAACAAUUAGUCUUUUGUAGCUUCUGCACUAUUGUACAUGCGUUUGGCAGAAUCUUUUUUGUUUGACGUGUUCACAUCACUAUUCAUGUUAUAAUUCCAUGUUCCAGGGAUUAUGAAAUAUACACAGAAUUUGAUUGCUGUAAAUUGUGGUAAUUAAUGUUCUGUUCUGUUUAUGUAAAAAGAUAACUCUGUUUGGAUUAUGAAUUUUGAAUAUUUUAAUGUAAUUAAUGUGUGUAGUUCCUGCAUAUUCAGAAAAAAACUAAUUCUGUGUGGAGGAAAAGUAAUGCAGCAAAUCUGUGUGGGUUGAGAGAAUUUCUAGUUUCUUCUCCCACUUAGUUUUUCUAUAGAAAUGUUAUCUGUAUUUAUGUCACAUGGGAGACAUCUAGCUUUUCUAGGACAUUAUUGGAGACCACUUUUGUUUAUGGAGUCAGGUUGUUUUAAUUUUCAUACCUUCUUGUGCCAAUUAUGUAUGCAUUUCUGGUAAAGCAGAAAUCAAUUGACUUGGGUACAAAGAUAUAAUUGACUUAUGUGUCUUAGUCCUGUUUUUGUUUGUGUAACUUGAACUGAGUAAUUCUGCACUUCUCAUGAGGAAAAAAAGCUUUAUUUGAAGGUACAAAAACAGACACAGCAGACUCAUUUAUAUGAAUAAUUUACCAUACUUUAAAUCAGCGCAGAAACAAAUACAGACUUUAUUUGUACAUGAGGGUAGUUCAUUGAAAAAACAUGUAAAUAAAUGAAUGUAAAAUAAAAAUAAUUUAGGUGUUUUUUUUUAAUAAAAUUACACAAUUCAAUGAAAUAAAUAUAAAAUAUAUAUGAGCAGAGUAAUAACUUUGUUAUGGGUACAUACUCGGGUAAUGCUGCCUUAUUACUGUCCUCGUUUGGCCUCAACAUGUUUUAAACUAAAACAAGGAAAUCCAUUAACAUCUGAAAUACAAAUUUAACAUAGAAACCGCUUAUGUUAAACUAACAUGUUUUUUCACCCACAACCCUAUUAUCCAUAUACAUGCUUUUAUUAUGGAGCUUCUUCUGAAUGUAUAGGUAAAACAUCUUCAAUCUAGAGUACUACAACUGACUUUCUACAUGUCUAAAGUUAAAUACUGUAGCUUGUUGGACUGGCAAAGCUUGUGUGUGACAGCUUAUUUAAUCAAAGACAUGUUUUCAGGACAAUUUUUUUUUUCAAUUAACACCUUGAAUACAUAGACAAGAUGCACAAGAAACCUAAUUUCCAUACAUACAUUUGCAUUGUUAUGGUUCAUAAAAGUGUAAAAUAACCACUGAUAUCUUUAAACAGUUUCAUUACAGCUCCUUGGUAUUCUAUAACAAGCUGCAGUCGCUUCAACUGUAUGAAGAAAGACGCAUCCAUGGCAGGUAAUGUUCUACAUCUUCUCACCCAUAUACUUUGUCUACAUCUUUGUACUACGCUCACUAAAAUUAUUUACAGUUCUGCUUUUAUUUUAGCAAAAAAGUGGCUUGUAGAAAAUGUAAAUUAUUAAAAUAAUUGCUUGUGUUAAGCUAGCCUAAGAGCAAUAAGUAUCUGAGAGCUUGAAUAGACCUGUGCUGGGUCACACUGGAUGAAGGGUUAACAACAAAGAACUUAAUUCACCUGGAGAGAGGUUUUGUCUUUUUAUCAUGGCACAGUACAGAAAUGUAUAAUUCUAACUGUUUUUAUUUAAAAUUUUAAGAUUUAAGAAAAAAUGUGCUCAAAUUAAACAAUGCCUCAUUUUACAGCAUUAUGUUUUGAAACUUUACCACAAGAGGUCACUGUAACGCUGGUCACAAAACAAGUCAAUUUACCCACGUAAAUUGACUUGUUUAAACAUGUCAUUUGUAAUUUUAUAUACUGUAUAUAUAUGCUUCUCAAUCUUGACACAAAGAAGUCUUGGUGGACAAUCUUUAGCAGCUUUGGAAUUAUUUUCCGGUAAGGCUUGUGAGAGGUUACAAGAGCGUUACCAUCAUCAUCAUUUGAAACUGUCAACUAAAUCAAUUGGCAUUUUCAGAAUAUAGAAUAUAGAGUACAUUGUCCUUAUUGUCAGAACAACAGACUAGGCUUACAUGCAGGUUCCAAAAUAUUUAUUUAUUUUUCUCUGAACAAAUAUUCCAAUGAGGCCCAACUGAGAAUUGAACAUUUGGUCAAUACUGGGUACCAAUCUGCUCUUGUGUUGAAUUAUGUAUAAUUUAUUCAAAUGUUUGAGGUCAUUGAUUUGCGUAAGUAAUACAUUUCCAGCUAAAUUAUCCAGAAAUUGUGUAGAAUUUGUUGCCUUUAAAAUUCCUUUUGCAUAGAUAAUUUGAUUUCGAACCUCACAUUACUACAUUUUACUUAGUAUUGUUUAUAACAGUAUACUUACAGAUUUAGAAGUUAUGAAGUAAAAUUACUUUACCAACAAUGAGAACUUGCAGUCAGAAUGUAAUUUCCCCAUUUUUAAACAGUUCAUUCUUGAUUUAUCUUGACAGAUAAUUAGCUGCAGUCUGUAUGUAACUCUAGUCACAGUCUGUACUUUGACAACCAGACAAAUAGAAUUUAAUGUUCUGAAAAUAGUUUUCUCUUUGUAAAUGUGAAUAAAACUUUUUCAGAAAAAGGUCAGCAUCAACGUAGAUUGACUGAUUAAGAAUGAUUACAUAAUCACACCACUCCCAGGAUAGUUGAAGACAUAAAUAUAGAAAAAUCUGUAAUAUAUAUAUAUAUGUAUAUAUUUAUACUGUAUAUGCAUACAAAACUAAGUGUCAGAAAAAGAACAUAGGAUGUUUCAACAUAGAAACCAAGUGAAAAUAAAAAAAGUAAGAACACAGCAUUGCCCCUGCUUAAAAAUCACAGCAGGUUGUACAGCAGCAAAGUUCCCCGUACUGUUCAUUGCAGCUAUGGAACAGGGGAAAAACUCAUGUCCUCUUAGCCAAGAGAAAAUCCUGACAUGAACAAUCUCUAUUGACUUCACUCCAAAUUAGGAAUGGAACCUCAGUAAGAACGGCUUGAUUUCAAGUGAAUUUCAUAUUUAGAUAAAUCUCAAAACGUACAACAGGAGGAAGGUGUUUACUGCAUUUAGUUGUCGUGACACCACUGUUUCUAGAGAUGGGCGUCAGGAGUUCUCUUGCAGAAGAGUGUGUCAAAAGCAAGGUUAAUGGCUACUGUUUCAGAGUGACCAACACCAGCAGCAGCACUUCUCGUGACCCAGAAGUAGGAAUGAUUUCUAUUUGGACGGAGUUCUCAAUGUAAAGUGACAACGGAGGCAAUGGGAGCUUUAUUAUUUUGCUAGUCUGUAAUAUACAGGAAGUGAGUUAAAUUGCAUUUCACUUUUAAGGACCACUCAUAUUAUCACUAUAUCCAAUAUGGAUUACCUACCAAAGAGUGGCGUUUAAAGGAAAGAGGCAAAACAGAAUCCAGUAAGUGCUGUGGCAUACGUAUCGGAGAGGUCAUGAGGCUUGACCUUGCAGUAGGUGGUCACACCACCUUUUAAUCAUCAUGCAAUUAAGCCCAGCUGACUUGAGAAAUGCAAAAAUGGCUUCUAUCGGCCAUCUCUAAUUCUAGGAAUCAGUUGCCCUAUAAAUCGUUUUCUUUUAUACUGCAUCUUAACAGUUCCUUUUUAAGUGCUCUAAAAUGAUAGAAGCUGGGCAAUGUGAAAUCUUCUGAAUCCGAACAAAUGCUCAUUAAUCUUUUCCUAAUCCUACAUUGUACGCUUCCCAAAUCUGCCUUUAUAAUCAAACAGUAUUUCCUAUUUGUAGACAACAAGUAUUCACCUCUUUUUUGCAUUUAAAAAAAUAUUCGAGCAGAAGUCAAAGGGCCACAAAGAUACCAACAGAAUCACUUUCAGCACCUGUCCAACCACCUCCGAUGUCUUAAACCACAUAGCUAACUGUACACUUUUCAGCCCCUCUGACAAAUCCAACAAUUUCUCAAGCGUUGCAUUGCGUUGAAUGAGCUCUAACGAAGGUACGGUAUCAGAUAUGCCUCUUCAGAAGCUGAGUUACCUGAUGAGGACACCCUCUAGAUGUGAGACCUUUUUUUUUAAUUCUUGUUUUUUGUUAAUGCAGUUGCCAAUAGAAGACACAAAAAGAAAAAUGGCACAAAUGGCCAUCUUUUAUGAUAUUCCACAAGUCCAGCAAAGGCUUGCGUAAAAAAAUUGGCCGUGAAACUUUUCAAACGCGUUACUUCAAAACUCCUAAAAUAGGCCGAGACAGACGACAGAAAUAUAAACAACAGCACAUCACGAGUAGAGGCCUUUAGUUGAACGUUGGUCAGUCAUCAAAAUGCACAAUGCAGUGCUCUCCAAAACGGACCACAGAGAGCUUAGUGUGGGCAGGUUUGAAGUCCAAAUCAAACACUACAACAAGUGAUUUUACUGCUUAGCAUCGUCCAACAGAGAAGAGGAGCUAAUCAGUGAAAACAUCUGUUGUGUUUGGCUGUCUCUUAAAAUGCAACUGGUCGGAGACUGCUGGCAACUGUAGCUACAAAGAGGUGUCCAACUGACCUCGAAGCUGGAACAAUAAAUCCUCUUUGUGUUGAACUACAUGUAAAUAUUCAAUACAAAUCUAUAUUGAUCACUUAUAGAUCGUUUUAAGGCAACUGCUUCAAAGGCUCGAUUUACAAUGACCCCUUGUACAUAGAGAAAAAUGUAAUUUGGCAUAGGCUUUACUGUCACAUACGUGCUACUAAACUUCUAAAGUUUUAUGCUUAAUAGCAGUUCUGAGCCAAUGCUGC